AUGUCGUUCUCUAGCUUUUACGAGCAACCACUUCGACAAAUUCUUUCCGAAGUUGUCAAAUUUAACAAACGCGAAAAAGCCCGUCACGACGCGAACAUCUCAGCUACGUCAAGCAAAGCCCUUCCAUAUAUUGCACUCGAUGCUCCACAAAUUGACUUCGUCGAGGCCACUCCAAAAGUAAAUGAACCUUCCCUGGUUGGUAUUGAUCGGGCCCUUCGCCAGAUCAAGACCGCACGGAAGUUACUUGGAUUUGAAGAUUCUGCACCAAACGGUGUCGUUUCAGUCAUUCCUAUCAAGACCAAACAACGUAACACUGUCCCAGCUGUUACCGACGCAGGGCUUGAUCGAAUCAGGGCCGCUCACCCUAUAUCUGACGUUACAGAUUCACCAAUCGAGGCCUCUCGGAGAGUAUUAGGAAGGGAUGAAACUCUAUCAAAUGACGCUGUUCCACUUGUUCCGGUCAAAUCUAAAGCGCGCAGUUCUGUUCCGGUUGCGACUGACGUAGAACUUGACCAAACCACAGACGCCCAAUUUACACCUGAUAUUACAGAUCCACAAAAGGCCUCCCAGGCAAUAGCUGGAAGUGAAGAAGCUGUGUCACACAAGGCAAUUUCAAUUGUUCCGGUCAAACUCCAAGAACGUAGUGCCGUUACAGUGGCUACUGAUGCAGGACUUGACCGGAUUAAGGCCGCUCUCUGCACUCCCGAUGUUACAGAUUCGAGUGUUAGAGUCGCCAGCUCUACCUCCGACGUUGUAGUCCCACUAGUCAAAGUCUGCAAAUACUUCUUGAGUCGCAAAGGAUGCAGAUACAAGAAUAACUGUCAAUCAUUUCACGAUCACGAUGCGAAGUCUAAGCUUAAGGAACAAUGGGCGGCCAACGAUACCAAGAAGAAGCUUGAGCAAGUUCGCACUGGUCAACAGGCUAGCUAUACGAGAGAAGUUCUUGCACCUAAGAAUCACAAUUCAAAUAUCUCUGUUGCUGUGGCCAAAUCUUCAAAGCUCUCCCCAGAACGUCCACCUAAAACGAAGAGGCCAGCUUGCAAAAACUUUCAUUCUCCUAAUGGCUGUGUUCGGAAGAAUUGCCAGUUUCCGCACGAGGAACCGGAAAAGCUUAUUGACGACACCGUUCCUGGUGAAGUCUCAGAAGCUUCCAACAUCAUCUCAAGCAGUCAAGUCCCCAAAUUCCCUAAGGCCAUCUCACGUAAACACAAGACCAAAAAAUCUCCCAAAGCCACGGUCAUCAAAACUUCUGAGCCUGAGCAGGUCUUGUCGGCUGCCAAGCCUAUCGUAUGGGAAGGCAAUCCUAAUUUGGGUGAUGAGGCCUAUUGCACCAGAGCCAUUCUCCAAAUAUUUGGCAAAUUCGCUCCGACGAAAGAGGAAGCUAUUGAAUGGUGUAAAGAGAUGGGCGCAAAUCGAAACUUUCGGCAUUUCGUCAACCUUGACAAUCUCGCUAUGUGGGGUCGGGCCAUCAAUCUGAAUACCGAUGAGUUUCUAACCCAUAUCGGAUAUCUACCAGACCUACCUGUACGAUUCACAUUCAAGGUGCAGCUCUAUAUCAAACAACUUAGAGCCGCCUAUGAAGCAGAACAGGCGAGGCCAAAGUAUGAUAUUUUCCAUUGUUUCGAUGACCUUCCUAACGAGUUGUGUAUGAAGAUCUGGGGAUUUGCAGUCAGAAGAGGGAGAACUCUUACAGUCAGUCUUAACCAGGGUACGAUUUAUACUGAAGGGGGUCCUGGUUUAUUCAAACGUCGACGUGGAACUUCACCUUCACCAUUAUGGCUUGUUAACAAGCAAGCGCAGAAGGCAUGCAUGAUGGAUAAAAGCUGUGCAUUCUACUUUGGCUGCGAUUAUUUCUCCUCGCGAUUCGAUACAUUAUUUCUCCACGAUUCCGCGGACAAUAUCAAUCUUUAUGCUGCUCAAAUUGCCUUAUGGAGAGGCAACGUUGUACAACGAUUAUCCUUUCCUCAUUACAGACUUUGCGACGUCACAGAUAUGCGUCGCUUUGCCACUAGUCUCUACAAUGCUUUCCCAAAUCUUAUUCGCCUCGAAUUUAGUCUUUCAGAUGGAGAGUACUGGUCCAAAUACCGAGAGAAGGCUUCUAAAGUUGUCGAAGGAGCUAAUACUGAAAUUGCCAAGGUAUAUAAGAGACGUGGUGCUGACAUCAAAUUACCACGCGUUCGUUUUGUCCUGGUACCAGAAGAACAAGCUAUGGGAUUGGGUAUUGGUGGUAUUGGCUGGUAG
This is a messenger RNA of Botrytis byssoidea, 2241 nucleotides long. RefSeq lists its product as uncharacterized. The transcript has a single exon. Bases 1 to 2241 code for a protein of 746 amino acids. NCBI's taxonomy places the organism in Eukaryota, Fungi, Ascomycota, Leotiomycetes, Helotiales, Sclerotiniaceae. Gene Ontology annotation, molecular function: metal ion binding. The record is from RefSeq and is a predicted model, not a curated record.